Candida tropicalis MYA-3404 is the source of this 930-nucleotide messenger RNA. RefSeq names its product 3-methyl-2-oxobutanoate hydroxymethyltransferase. The record is from RefSeq and is a predicted model, not a curated record. NCBI's taxonomy places the organism in Eukaryota, Fungi, Ascomycota, Pichiomycetes, Serinales, Debaryomycetaceae. Gene Ontology annotation, molecular function: 3-methyl-2-oxobutanoate hydroxymethyltransferase activity; magnesium ion binding. The coding region runs from base 1 to 930 and encodes 309 amino acids. Gene Ontology annotation, biological process: pantothenate biosynthetic process. The transcript has a single exon. Gene Ontology annotation, cellular component: mitochondrion.
AUGUUUAGAUCCACCUUUGGAAGACUGAAACGUCUUUUUUCAACAUUUUCAUUUGUCAAAUCAUCAUAUAACAAUGUUCCUAGAAAAACACUUGCAGAUAUAAGACAGUUAUACGACUCUGGAGAACCGAUCUCCAUGGUGACUUCGCAUGAUUUCAUCACUUCUCAGUUUUUAGAACAUGCUAAAGUAGAUAUCAACCUUAUAGGGGAUUCAUUGGCUAACACCACACUAGGUUAUGACGACACAAAUGAAUUGACAUUGGAUGAAUUCUUAUAUCAUGUCAAAUCAGUUCAGCGAGGGAAUGCACAUUCUUUGUUGAUUGCCGAUUUACCAUUUGGUUCCUUUGAAAGCUCUGUUGAACAAGCUACACAGACCGCUAUUAAGUUGAUUCAAAAGGGUAAAAUCCAAGGUGUGAAGAUCGAAGGGGGCGAUGAUGAAAUAAUACCAACGAUUAAAAAAUUAGUCUCAAUUGGAAUACCAGUUAUGGGUCACGUUGGCUUGACUCCGCAAAAACAUAAUGCUUUAGGUGGAUAUAAAUUACAAGGAAGAACCGUUGAUGAUUCCGUAAGAAUAUUCAAGGAGUGUAUGAAAUUACAAGAAGCUGGUGUAUUUGCGAUUGUUUUGGAAUGUAUCCCUAACAAAUUAUCACAAUACAUCACAGAAAAAUUAUCUGUGCCUACAAUUGGAAUCGGUGCUGGCCCUCAUACAUCUGGUCAAGUAUUGGUGAUUUCAGAUUUAUUGGGCAUGAGAGGAUCACAUGUUCCAAAAUUCGUACAACAAUAUGGUAACUUUCUUGAGCAAGCUGUAAACGGAAUCAAGAAAUACCAAGAGGAUGUGAAAUCAAGAACGUUUCCAAACCCAGAUGCACAUGGUUUCAAAAUGAAGAAAGAGGUAUUGGAUCAAUUUAAAGAGAAUGUCAAAGAUUUAUAG